AUGUUGAGUUCUUUAUUGGCUAAAAGGUUGGCAAUUUAUGAAGAAGAUCCUUUAAAACUUGGUGAACUGGAGAAAACAGAAGAUAUUUUUUUCCAAGAAUGUCGACAGAUCAUUGAAAAGAAUUUUAUAACAGUUUCAGAAUGGAAAAGUUUAAUUGAUUAUUAUAUAGAACGAUGUAAUAACCCAUAUGGUAGUACAUUAAAACAAGAACUUUCGCGGUUGUAUGAAGCAAUGAAAUUGGCUAUAUUGUAUUGUCACCAUCCAGAUAUUUUUUGUUUUCUUGAUGGUGCUAAUUCUGAUUAUAUUGAUGGGUCGGUGGUAUUUAAUAUGUUCUAUGAUAAUUAUGUUUUUUAUUUCGAUCCUAUUAUGGUAUCACCUUUUUUUCAAGCAUUAACUACAUAUGCUUCUUGUUUAAUGAUGGAUAAAGAAAGUGCAGAUGUAUCUUUAUAUGAAAAAAUUUUCAAUGUUUAUGAACUUGCUAAAAAUAAUGGAAAUAUAAAUUUCUGUGAUAUACAUGAAUCGGUUAAUUCAUUUAUGGAAAUUUUUACACAGUAUUACAAAACAAAUGACAAGAAUAUUGAUACAGAUAGUAAAAUUAUUGAAGAUCAAGCUGAAGUAUGUACUAAAAUAUCAAGAUAUGAAAAACAGUUAUCAGAAAGUAAUUAUGCAAUAGAUGAAUUUUAUGAUUAUAUUAACUACUUAAAUACAAAAGAAUUUACAUAUGCCGCUUGUGGACUAUUUCGUAGAAUUCUAAUGUAUCACCCUUAUAAUGAUUCUUUAUGGGUAAAAUUUCUCACAAAUCUUAAAAGGUAUAAUUUAGGUGGACUUACUUAUGAUCUUGGAGAACGUGCUUAUAGUUUGUCUAAUAUUGCAACAGAAUUAUGUCCUAAGAAUGUUCCACUUUUACAAUUAAAAUUACUUAUUAUGGAAAUGAUUGGUAUUUCUGAUAACAUCAUUGAUUCACAAUAUAUUGAAAUGCAGAAGGUGCCUAAAAAUGCUAAUGAUGCAAUAUCAUUAUUUUGUACUUAUGUUUAUAUGCUUAAGAGGAGAGUUGAUAAAAAAUCUGAUUUAGAUUAUACAAUUGUUGUUGAAAUGUUUACACAACAAUUAAAUGAACUUAAUCUAAUUUAUGGAGAAAAUUUUGAUAAUGAUGGAGAAUUUCAUAGAAAAUUUGCUUACUUUUGUUAUGCUAAAGCAAAACAUAUAGAUGCGGGAAGGCAACAAUAUAAAUAUCUUCUUACAACAUACCCACAUAAAACUUAUGCUUAUAAUUGGUUGGAAAUGAUUACAUGUGAAAGAGCAUAUGGUGAUAUUGGAAUUGCACGCGAAUUAUAUAAAGAAUCUUUUAAACAUGUAGUUGAUGAUAUGUAUACAAUUUGUACAAGUUACGUUCAAUUUGAAAGAGAAGAAGGAAAUUUAUAUCAACUGGAUGAUGCUGUGGAGUUAGCGAAUAGUUAUCAACAAAAAACUUUUCGUAGUAAAAGAGGAAAAAAACGUGCCGUUAAUGAUAAUAAGAAAAUUGAAAUUACAAGUGAAGGAAAUGGAACAACAUUUGGUAAAAGAGUUAAACAAACAUCUCCUGAACGUCCAAAACCUAAAGAAAUUUUAGCUUUAAGAACACCAUCUGCUUCACCACCUCAUUUACAGCGAACGACUCCAUCCCCUCCUGUACGAGAGAAAUCUGUAGAUAAAGAUGGAUUUGUUAUACCAUAUCUUCCUGCUAGAACAGCAUCUCCAGCAGUUGUCAAUACACAAAAAGUUGGUGUUGUUACAAGAUCAUCUGCCAAAUCAGAUACUGAUGGAGAAAAAACAACUACAACAAGUAAUGAUUCAUUGCAACCUGAAUCUACUAUGGAGAUUGAUGGAAUAAAUAAUACAAAAACUCUUGAUGAAAAAUUCACGUCGAAUACAUUAUUCAUUAAAAAUUUACAUUUUUCAGUUACAGAAGAAAUUUUAAAAAGAACUAUUGAGGAUGUAUGCAAAGUAAAAGUCACUUCAGUACGUAUACCAAAAUUUAACAAUAAUAAACCAAAAGGAAUUGGAUAUGUUGAUUUGGCAUCAGGUGGGGACAUUCAAAAAACAGUUUUAAUUGGUAGUACAAUAUCAUUUCAUAAUCGUAGGAUUGAAGUUCUUGUCUCUAAUCCUCCUCCAAAAAGAGGUAAAGAAAGUUCUAAGGCAUCAAAUAAACCUUCUCCUGCAGUGAAAGUUGAUUUUCUAGUACCUAAACAAAUAAUUCCAAGAGUUUUAAGGAAAAAAAAAUUGACAUCAAAUAAUGAAGUUGGUACAUUUUCAAAUAAUACAGACAAAACAGAAGCCUCUACAAAGUCUCCAGCUAAAAUGACGAAUGAAGAUUUCAAGAAGCUUAUUUAA
This is a messenger RNA of Strongyloides ratti, 2370 nucleotides long. Its product is annotated as Squamous cell carcinoma antigen recognized by T-cells 3. The record is from RefSeq and is a predicted model, not a curated record. The transcript has a single exon. Gene Ontology annotation, molecular function: RNA binding; protein binding. Bases 1 to 2370 code for a protein of 789 amino acids. NCBI's taxonomy places the organism in Eukaryota, Metazoa, Nematoda, Chromadorea, Rhabditida, Strongyloididae.